Molecule: messenger RNA, 843 nt
Organism: Saitoella complicata NRRL Y-17804
Lineage: Eukaryota; Fungi; Ascomycota; Saitoellomycetes; Saitoellales; Saitoellaceae
Product: putative cytoplasm protein
Exons: 2
Coding region: 1-843 (280 amino acids)
Molecular function (GO): hydrolase activity
Source: RefSeq, a predicted model, not a curated record
AUGUCCAGCUCAAGGGAAGAAGCAGUCAAGCACCCUAUGUCCACCACAAUCAGCGACUGCUGUGCGUCCGGUCACUUGCACGAGGGCGAGCCAAACGGCAGGGAGGAGAAGGUGAACGGCUUGGACUGUUACAUCUCCGAGCCAGAGGAUGGCGACAGGAAGCUUGUCGUCCUCUUCGUCACCGAUAUCUUUGGCUACAAGUUGAAGAACUCGAAGCUGUUGGCAGACGAGUACGCCAAAGCCGGUUACUAUGUCUACAUGCCCGAUUUCCACCAAGGAGACUCUCUUCCCGAGUCUCUUCUGAACAAGAUUGCCCCAUCUGAGGCUGCGGAGCCUAAGAGUUUCUUCACCAAAAUUACCGAUACCGCGUCUGCCAUUGUUCAGUUCGGUCCUUGGCUCUUCCGUCACAGGGACGGUGUCACAAAGCCCUUGAUUGAGAGUUUCAUCAGCUACAUCAAGAACAACACAGAGCACCAGAAGAUUGCACUUGUUGGUUUCUGCUGGGGAGGACGUCAUGCCAUCGUCUUUGCUCAGAACCCGCCCAUCACUUGCUCUGUGGCUUGUCACCCGUCAAACGUCUCGCUCCCGUCCGAGGUUUACCCAGUUUCUGCUCCCACUGCCAUCUAUGCUGGUUCAGAAGAUUCUAUGUUUCCCCCGUCUUCAUGCGACACCGCCAAGGAAGUGUUUGAGAAGCUCGGAAUCCAAUAUGACAUUCGAGUCUUUGAAGGCCAGACCCAUGGCUUUGCUGUUCGCGGUGACUUGACGAAGGAGGCCAUCAAGAAUGCGAAGGAGGAGUGUACAAAGGCAACCAUCGCCUGGUUUGACAAGUUUAUGAAGAGGUAG